ACAAAUUAUAUUUAAUAACAUUUUCUAUUUUUGUUGUAAUUCUUUGAAGUAUAUGUAAAAACAUAAACGGACGAAACAGACAGUCUGAGGAUUCAAUUUACGAAAGACCAUAGAUGGAAAAAUAAGAUAAAACAACUGCAAUAAUAAUUUGUUACGGAUAAUAAAAUUUUACUAUAAGAGGACCUGUGAGAGAGAGAGUUAAUAUAAUAAUAUGUCGUGCAACGUUUUAUAUAUAACUUGAAAAUUGUGUACAUAUCAUCAUGUUCAGGAGAUCAAUAUUUUUGCUUGCUUUUUUGGUUAUAGUACUGUACUUUUCGAUUAUUUUAUCGAUGUUAAAUCCUCUAAAUGGAGAUAAAAGUUCCUACUAUAGAAAGUCAUAUGCGGGCCACUUGGGGCUGAUCAGACGAACACCGACAGUGAAGUGGUGUAGAGAACUGCAGUGGCAAUCACCACCAUCUCCUAAUGUGGUGGCCCUCGUGUCUCACCCGGGGAGUGGAAACACAUGGCUCAGAUACCUUCUGCAGCAAGCAACAGGCAUUUUAACUGGAUCAAUAUAUAUGGAUUACGGACUACGAAUGCAUGGAUUUCCCGCAGAAAAUGUAACAGAUGGAUCGGUGUUAGUAGUGAAAACCCACGAGCUUCCGCCUGCAGACCCACCUAAGUUUAUGUCAGCGGUUCUGUUGAUACGAAACCCCAGGGAUGCUAUACUGGCAGAUUUUAACAGACUUCACAAAGGUCACAUAGGCACAGCAUCAAAAUCUGCCUUCAGGAAGAGGACAGAAGGUCAUAGUAGAUCAGACUGGGAAACAUAUGUCUUCAACCAGCUGAGAAUAUGGGAGCAUUUACACUGGAGCUGGCUCCACAACUUCUCUGGGCCAGUGCAUAUAGUUUUUUAUGAAACUUUGGUGGAUGACACACAGUGCACUUUAGGUGGAAUACUGAAUUUCCUGAACCAAACUGUAUCAGAAGAACAUAUGGAGUGUACAGUUGUCAAUAAAGAAGGUAUCUACAGGCGACAGAAGAAGCUUCACAACUUUGAACCUUUCACACAAGAAAUGUACGCAGCCAUAGAUGUUGUCAAAAAGAGAGUUCAAUUUAUGGUGCAAGACUAUAGAAAAAGAAACAAUUGUACAAGCUCACAUUAACAUUUUCCAAGAAAAACAAAAAGAAGUUACUUAUAACAGCUGAUGAUGAUGAAUUAUAGCUAAGAACAAUGUAUGUACUACAUUCAAUUUGAUUGACCGAUUUGGGAGUUACUAUAACAGAGUCAGACAGACACGUAAAUAUAUAAUACUCCAUUAUUUGCAUCAGGGUUAAAGACUUAUAGAGUAUAGACAAUACAAUAGCAGUGAAAUUUUAUACCAGUCAUCUUGAAGGAGUGAGAUUCAUAUUUGAAUGUUAAAAUGGUUACUGGUAGGUCCAAAUGUUAGUACUUUUCUUGUCAGUAAAAUUUGUUUAAAGCGUCAUUUUAUAAAUGAUCUGCUUCUGUCCACGUUAUACCAUCGAGAAUAUUGAUUCCUAGGCAAUUGAUAGAUCAACGUCAUUUGG
Messenger RNA from Aricia agestis (brown argus), 1548 nucleotides. Its product is annotated as WSCD family member AAEL009094. The transcript is spliced from 5 exons. Lineage: Eukaryota; Metazoa; Arthropoda; Insecta; Lepidoptera; Lycaenidae. Gene Ontology annotation, molecular function: sulfotransferase activity. The record is from RefSeq and is a predicted model, not a curated record. Bases 261 to 1145 code for a protein of 294 amino acids.